Messenger RNA from Gamsiella multidivaricata, 648 nucleotides. RefSeq lists its product as uncharacterized. The transcript is spliced from 3 exons. The coding region runs from base 1 to 648 and encodes 215 amino acids. NCBI's taxonomy places the organism in Eukaryota, Fungi, Mortierellomycota, Mortierellomycetes, Mortierellales, Mortierellaceae. The record is from RefSeq and is a predicted model, not a curated record.
AUGUCGAGACAAAAGUCGACUCCGGCUUGGAGCGAAGUUCUCACGGAUACUUCGAGGGGCCAUUCAGGCUAUGGUUACUUCUGCGCGCUAGCCAGGCCACAGGAUGGAUCGCCUCUGGGAUAUUUCCAGUUCAAGGGCACUACGACAACCACGGGCGAAUCCUGGAUUCUGCCAUCAGGUGUGAACAUCGACAAGGCCCUCUACGACCAUGCGAUGGCCUUCGGCUACGAGUCCUCCCUGUAUACUUUCAUCAUUGACACGGCCAACAAAGACCACCAUUCCGGAGGAAUGGAGACUGGCAAGCGAGAUGAGAGCACGGUUGGCAUCAAGCUGCUGCUGGACGAACGCAAGUUAUCAAAAGUUUUCAAGGACAUACUGGAUCAUAUCCUUUGGCAAGACCAAGAUCCUGCAGUAUUGAGCGCAGAAAAUAAAAUCAUUGGCUUGGUUCAGUCAUGUCUUCGAGCAGACUUUGUCUCUCUAGAUCAGGUUGCUGGCAGGUUCUCGCGAUUUAUCUGGGAGAAAAGCUUCGGCGUCCCAGUUGUGCUUGAAAACAAUGGGAUGCAUACCAUCUUGCUACUUAUCAAAGAGCUUCGGGUGCUGGAAAAGAGUGUCAAGUUCGCCAUGUCCACCACGAAGGCCUCGAUAUAG